This is a messenger RNA of Nicotiana tabacum (common tobacco), 1516 nucleotides long. Its product is annotated as protochlorophyllide reductase. The record is from RefSeq and is a predicted model, not a curated record. Gene Ontology annotation, molecular function: protochlorophyllide reductase activity. Lineage: Eukaryota; Viridiplantae; Streptophyta; Magnoliopsida; Solanales; Solanaceae.
UAUAAGUGACCAAACCAUUGCAAUAUCAGUAGUUCAAGCACUCUUAUUUUAAUAUCUUUAGCUGACUUUAGACCAACCCUUUUUCUUUUCUUGAACAUUUUCAUGGCUCUUCAUGCUGCUGCUCUUGUUCCUUCUACUUUCUCCAUUUCCAAAGAGGGGAAAGCUAGUGCAAACUUGAAGAAUUCUAGUCUCUUUGGAGUUUCUCUCUCUGACUACACUAAAUCUGAUUUUGGCUCCUCUUCAUUCAAAGUCAAGAGCCAAAGAAGAUUGUCCAAUGGAGCAGUAAGGGCAACAAUGGUUGCAUCUCCAGGCGUAACCACUAAUUCUCCAGCAGGAAAGAAAACCUUAAGAAAAGGGUGUGCAAUUGUCACUGGAGCCUCUUCAGGAUUAGGCCUGGCCACAGCAAAAGCACUAUCCGAGACCGGAAAAUGGCAUGUAAUUAUGGCUUGUAGGGACUUUUUAAAAGCUGAGAAAGCUGCAAAAUCAGUUGGCAUGCCUAAGGAGAAUUACACCAUCAUGCAUUUAGACCUCGCGUCGCUUGACAGCGUCCGCCAAUUCGUCGAUAACUUCCGGAGGUCUGGUCGUCCUCUUGAUGUAUUGGUUGCCAAUGCAGCUGUGUACCAACCAACUGCUAAAGAGCCUUCAUUUACAGCUGAAGGCUUUGAGAUUAGUGUUGGCACUAACCACCUUGGACAUUUCCUUCUUUCAAGAUUGUUGCUUGAUGACUUGAAGCAAUCUGAUUACCCUUCAAAAAGACUCAUAAUUGUUGGUUCAAUUACAGGAAACACGAAUACUUUGGCUGGAAAUGUACCUCCAAAGGCAAAUCUUGGUGACUUGAGGGGUAUGGCCGGGGGUUUAAAUGGAAUUAACAGUUCAGCGAUGAUCGAUGGUGGGGAAUUCGACGGUGCAAAAGCGUACAAAGACAGCAAAGUCUGUAACAUGCUCACUAUGCAGGAAUUCCAUCGUCGAUACCACGAAGAAACUGGCAUUACAUUUGCCUCUCUUUACCCUGGCUGCAUUGCAACAACAGGGCUAUUCAGAGAGCACAUUCCCUUGUUUAGGCUCCUUUUCCCUCCAUUCCAGCAGUAUAUUACUAAGGGAUUUGUCUCUGAGACUGAAGCUGGAAAGAGACUUGCUCAGGUUGUAAGUGAUCCAAGCCUGACUAAAUCAGGUGUGUACUGGAGCUGGAACAAAGAUUCAGCUUCUUUUGAGAACCAGUUGUCUGAAGAAGCCAGUGAUGCAGAGAAAGCACGUAAAGUAUGGGAAAUCAGUGAGAAGCUUGUCGGUUUGGCUUAAAUUUUGGGACUAACCUUAACCAUUGCCAAGGCAAACAAGAAAAGAAGAGUUGAUGAGUGAGAAUUUGAAUCGGAAUUUCUAGGCUGUUGUAAAGAGAACUGUCACUUUAGUUAGGAUUGAAAAUAAAUGUCAGUCACCUUGUUAUUUUCUGAUGGAAAAUGUCACUAAUUCAUGUUGAAGUUAAGUGAAGUGAUGGCUCAUGAGCAUUGUUAGACAUCAG